Molecule: messenger RNA, 5634 nt
Organism: Danio aesculapii
Lineage: Eukaryota; Metazoa; Chordata; Actinopteri; Cypriniformes; Danionidae
Gene: esyt2a
Product: extended synaptotagmin-like protein 2a
Exons: 23
Coding region: 364-3069 (901 amino acids)
Biological process (GO): lipid transport
Molecular function (GO): lipid binding
Source: RefSeq, a predicted model, not a curated record
GAUGUGGUGAAGCGAAAGAGAGAGAGAGAGAGGAGGUGCUGCUGCUCGGGACAGCGAGACGUGGCGCGCUUACACGGACAGCAGCUGGAGACUCGAGCGAGUUAAAAGUUCGCUGGGAAGGGCGGAAAAUCACGGGCCAACGGCCGCUCCAUACAAGGCAAGGUCGGGUGGGGAACAGUUUAGGGAGCAGCGCUGAUCCAAUCAUCUGCGCUCCGGGGAAGAGCCCGGAACCAAAGCGACGCCACUCGUUUUGUUUUCUGUCAAGAUCGGUACGCGUCCGAGAUGUUGCUGUAGAAACUCUGACGCGUCUGUAGUUGUUUAGUUUUGUUGUUGUUGUUUGUUUUGGAUUUGCGUACUUUGGAGAUGAGUGCGUCAGUUAACGGAGUGGAACCCAAACCCGCUCAAGCGGUCAGCCAGAACGGACCCGGGUCUCCUCCACAGACCCCCAAAGAUGUUACACCACCGGAGCUUGAACUACCGGACGAGGAGCCGCAGUCUUCGGUCACGGAAGCCACGCAGAUGGGGAUUAAGUUCGCAAAGACGUUCCUGCUGAUUUUCCCUAUAUACUUGCUGGGAUAUCUGGAGUUCAGUUUCAGCUGGGUUUUGAUCGGCCUGGGAUUGGUGUUUUGGCUGAAACGGAAUCAGGGCAGCAGGUUCGCCCGGGUGAACCAGGCGAUGGCGUUUCUGGAGCAGGAGGAGCGCACGGUGCGGCAGACCAUCCGGAGCUCAGAGCUGCCGCCGUGGGUUCAUUUUCCAGAUGUGGAGCGAGUGGAGUGGCUCAAUAAGACUGUGCAGCAGAUGUGGCCGUAUAUUUGUCAGUUUGUAGAGAAGAUCUUCAAAGAGACCAUUGAACCAGCUGUGCAGGGAGCCAACACGCACCUUAGUACUUUCACCUUCUCUAAGAUAGAUAUGGGGGACAAGCCUCUCAGGGUGGAUGGAGUGAAAGUUUAUACAGAGAAUGUAGAUAAACGACAGAUUAUUAUGGACCUACAGAUCAAUUUUGUUGGAAACACUGAAAUUGAUGUGGACAUUAAGAAAUACUACUGCCGUGCAGGAAUCAGAAGUAUUCAGCUGAAUGGGGUGUUGAGGGUCAUCAUGGAACCGCUGUUAGGAGACAUGCCUCUGGUCGGCGCACUAUCUGUGUUCUUCCUUAAGAAACCUUUUCUGGACAUUAACUGGACGGGUCUCACAAAUAUGCUGGACAUUCCUGGAGUAAAUGCUCUGUGUGACAAUGUUAUUCAGGAUAUCAUAAACGGUUGCCUUGUGCACCCAAACAAAAUCACUGUCCCACUGGCAGAUGAUGCUCUGAUUGCCAAACUCCGCUUCCCGAUGCCGAGGGGGAUUCUGCGAAUUCACUUUCUGGAGGCACAGGACCUGUUAUCGAAGGACACUUAUAUGGGAGGUCUGAUUAAAGGAAAGUCAGACCCUUAUGGAGUCAUUAAAGUCAACAAUCAGCUCUUCAGGUCCAAAAUCAUCAAAGAUUCUUUAUGUCCUAAGUGGAAUGAAGUGUACGAGGCGUUUGUGUAUGAUGGUCAAGGACAGGAUGUGUUCAUAGAGCUGUUUGAUGAGGAUACAGAUCAUGAUGAUUUUCUGGGAAGCCUCACCAUGAAUAUAGAUGAGAUACAGAGGCAACAGAAAGUAGAUGAGUGGUUUGAUCUUGAUUGUGUUCCUAACGGAAAGCUCCAUGUGAAGGCUGAAUGGCUUUCUCUUCACACAAAACCGGAUAAACUUGAUGAGGUUUUAAGCAGCAUUAAAGCAGAUAAAGGACAGGCCAAUGAUGGACUGUCAUCAGCAUUACUGCUAGUGCACCUGGACUCAGCCAAAAAUCUGCCAGGUGUUUUUGAGGGGCAGGUGGGCAGUGGGUGUCUAAGAGAGCGCCGCUCUGCUGGCCUGGUGUUCUGUGAAAACACUUCCGCCCUCUACAGGACGAUGUUUUCUGGUAAAAAUGUCACCAGUGUGCCCAAUCCGUUCGUCCAGUUUACCGUCGGACACAAAUCCUUUGAAAGCAAGACUAGAUUUAAAACAAUUGAGCCGGUUUGGGAGGAGACCUUCACAUUCCUCAUUCACAAUCCAACGUGUCAAAACCUUGAAGUGGAGGUAAAAGAUGAGAAACACGAGUGUUCUCUGGGGACGAUCACUCUUCCUCUGGCUGAUUUGCUGAAGGAGAAACAGAUGACGACGAGUCAGAGAUUCCCACUCAAGAACUCAGGACCCGGUUCUACACUUAAGAUGAAGAUGGCACUUAGGAUUCUGUCUCUGGAUAAAUUGGCAACAUCAGAUAAUCCGUCCUCAGCUCAGGUCCCCAGGGCUGGCUCUGUGAGGAAGACAUCCAACGCUACUCCUCAGCGGCCAGCUGUUUCAGAGCCCGCCAAAACAUCUAAAACCCAGCAGCCCACACCUGCACCCCGAACCCAGCCCACCCCAACCCCCUCUCUACAGGUGGAACCCCUAACAGACCGCAAACUCCUGGAAGAAUCCCCCGCACAUCUGGCUAAAUCAGGCAGGAGCACGUCUAACCUGGCCAUUUCUGGCUCCAAUCUCUACCUGAACAGCAAAGAGCAAACGCCCAGCAUCGCCUCUGACAUCUCCAAUAUCGCCGCCACACAGGAGCUCCAGAAGACCAUACAGCAGCUACAUAACGGCGCUUCACCGGGUUUCGCUCCUCUGGGUGAAAUUGAGCUAACCAUCAGACACAGUCCCCAAAGAAAUAAGCUGAUUGUCGUGGUACACAGAUGCAGAAAUCUGAUCUCUGCUUCUCAAUCUGGUUCCGAUCCAUACGUACGUUUGUAUUUGCUACCUGAUAAGCGGCGCUCUGGACGCAGAAAAACAAGCACAGCAAAGAAAACAGUGAACCCCGUCUUUGAUCAAACGUUUGAGUUCACAGUGUCCAUCGGGGAGUUGCAGAAGAAAAUUCUAGAUGUGGCUGUGAAGAAUGGAGGAGGAAUACUGGCAAAACACAGAGGGCUGCUAGGAAAGGUGAUAGUUGAAUUUACCCUCGAGGACUUAUCAAAGAACUCAACGCAAUGGUAUGAGCUUUCAGUGGACGGACUGAAGCGACCGUCACCUUAAUCACAGAAAACUACAACAUGAAGAAAAAGAAAAACUACAAAUCCCUGCGCAAGACUCCAAACCUCAGCUAUGUUUAAGCCAUGUGUUUUAGCCUUUGGGCAAAAUUUGUACUUCUUUGAUUACUUUUAAUAGAUUUGUAGUAGGAAAGAAGAAAAAAAACUCUACUGCUGUUAUGUGCACUGACUUGGCAAGAGUAAAAGAGAAUGAGAGAACGUUUUAAAGGGAAAUGGUUCAUUUGUUGGAUUGUUUUGGGUUACACUUUAUUUUGAUGGUUGGUUUGUUGAAUUUAAGUUACACUGCAUCUACAUGCCAACAAAUUCUCAUUAGAUUAUAAGUAGACUGUUAGGUUAGGGUUAGUGUAAGUUGACAUGUACUUGCAAAGUUUCUUAUAGUCAGUUAAAUGUCUGUUGAAGGAGCAGCAUCAGCAGAUAUUAAGCAGACAGUCUACUAAUACUCAAAUGGACCAUCAAAAUAAAGUGUUACCUUCAAUUGUUGUUUACACAUUAAGGACUUCUAAAGCAAGAGUGGAAAACUCUAAGAGCAUCCGUCAAACAUGCAAUAAUGGUGGAACGAUUAUAUAAAAUAUACAGUUAUGGGGGAAAUGCUUAGAAAUUCUCAAUUUUUCUGAAUUUGUGACUUCAUGUUGUUUUUUUCUGCAAACUACUGAUGACAUUUCUUCUACUUUUUAAAAUAAGGUUUUACAUUUUUAUGCAACACGUAAUAUCAAUGUUUUAACAUCUGGGGAGUUAAAACUCUGUCAAAUGUCAAUGGUCACAAACUUGUUUAAGUUUCUUUUUUAUUUUCUCUAGAACAAAGUUAUUUUGAUGAAUGUCAGAAACCGGUAACCACUGACUUCCAUAGUAUUUGUUCUUUUCGGUUAUAGGCUUCUAACAUUUUUCUAAAUAUCUUCUUUUGUGUUCAAUGGGGUGAAAAAGAAAUUUGUAAAGGUUUAGAAGCACUUGAGGGUGAGUAAAUAGUAAACUAUUUUAAAAGAUUAAUUUAUUAUUUUGACUAUAAUUUCCUGCAAAUAAGGACCAUAUUUAUUUGAAGUUUGGAAGAAAAGUCCUCAAACUUUACAGAAUGAAACAGACAUUAACAUUUGACCAUCUGUAAUAAAUCCAGAAAAACUGAAUUUUUAUGUGAUCGUUUCCAUAGCUGUGUGUGUAUAUGCAUCUAUCUCUGAGCUCAGACUGUAAAUACAUAAAUAAAUAGUAAAUAUUCUAAUAUUUGGAAAGGUUUGAUUAAUAAUAACCCUAAAAGUUCUUGUUAAACAAGCACUCGUGCUUGCUUUGAAAGUGUUAUACAUUAUAACGAUGGUCUCAAACUAAAUUCCUGGAGGGCCGCAGCUCUGCAUAGUUUAGCUCCAACCACCUCCAACUCACACCUGCUUAAUAGUCUCUAGUAGUUUUAAACACCUUGAUUAGUUGGAUCAGCUGUGUUUGAUAAGGGUUGGAGCAAAACUGUGCAGAGCUGCGGCCCUCCAGUAAUCGAGUCUGAGACCUAUGCAUUAUAAUCUCCAUCAAUGUCUACAGAUGCUCCUUUUAGGAGACAGAUCUACCAAAGAAGUGCUUGGCUCAUCGAUGUAAAGUGUGGUGAGUUUCUAAUUAAACCAAAUACGCACCUACAUGUUUUUGUAACACUUUACAAUCCAUGACAUGUAGUUAAUGUUAAUUAAUAUUCACUAACAUGAGCAAAACACUUAAUAAAGUACUUAUUCAUGUUUGUUAAUGUUAGAAAAUGAAAACAGUUGUUCAUUGUUAGUUCAUUUUAACGCACAGUGCGUUAACUAAUGUUAUUUCUAAAUAAUCCAUUAGUAAAUGUUGAUCUAUGAUUAGUGAAUGCUGUGCGAGCUUCAUGUUAGUAAAUACAUUAGCAAACAUUAACUACCCAUCCUGUAUUGUAAAGUGUUACCAUGUCUUGCACACCCAAGUGUUCACAUAUAUAUAAAUAAUUAUGUGUUUAUACAUUCUCUUGUGUGGUUCAGCACAGAACAAAACAUAACCAUAUCACAUAACCACAACUGUCCAAUGUUGCUAUACAUCUAAAUAAUAUUUAGCGUAACACUUAUUCACAAAUUCACUCCUCGUCCAGAAACACCCGUUCACCUCUCAGCCCCUGUACUCCCGCUGUGCUUCUUCACCAGUUGAAUAUUUUUGUGUGUGUAGUCUGGUGUUAAAGUGAAGGUUGCGGUUUGGUCUUCUGUAGCAUCACUGAGCUGAGCCUGUGCUAUGCAGACGGUCAGACCUCAAACUGUUCUGACUUUAUUCCUGUCAGCAAGAAUGUGUUUUUAUUCUAUAAAUUAUUGUGUAUAUUAUGUCAGAUUUUAUUAUGCUUUUAUUAUUGUUUAUGAUUUAUGCGGACGUAUGCAGUUAGAGCACCUCUCUCUGCUGAGCUUGCCUUAUUGAUGUAUAUAUAAAUAAAUAUAUAUAUAUAUAUGUAUUUCCUGUGCCUUAUGACCAACAAUAUACUGACCUUAGAGGAUAUUUGGCUUCAGAUAUAGGAUUGUGAAGUCUCUGUAUUUGAUGAUAUCCAAGGUUUUCUUUUCAAUAAACAGUUUCUUCUGUA